This is a messenger RNA of Penicillium brasilianum, 797 nucleotides long. NCBI's taxonomy places the organism in Eukaryota, Fungi, Ascomycota, Eurotiomycetes, Eurotiales, Aspergillaceae. The record is from the annotation of a GenBank genome assembly.
ACCUAGUCCGCAUACAAAGAAAUUCAUCUCGUUUCUCACUUCCAAUAUGCGCCCAUUCUUUGAAGAUCACCACAUCCGUCGACCACUCUUAUCUCUUCCCGCUGAGGAACCCCUCAUUGUGAGAUGGAGAAGAUCCGCCCGUGACUUCCUGAAUUCUCGAUGGGGCCAUUACCUCGUUCUUCUGUUGGUCACGAUAGAUGUCUGUUGUAGCUUUUCAGAGUUUCUCAUCCAGUUGCACGUCUGCGAGUUGAAGCAGAAUGGUUAUAAGGUGGGCCAUGAAUGGGCAGUCAUUGAGGAGACCUUAGGUAUUGCUGGUCUGGUAAUUUCAUGCCUUUUCAUGGUUGAAUUGAUCGUGUCAACUCUGAGCUUUGGAAUGGGGUACUUUUCAACCUGGUUCCACGUUUUCGAUUCUAUAGUGAUACUUGUCGCCUUUAUCAUCCAAGUCUCACUUCGUGGGGUAGAAGAAGAAGUGGGCUCGCUUGUCAUCGUUUUGCGUCUGUGGCGGGUGUUCCAGAUUAUUGAGGAGUUGAAAUCUGCGAGUGAAGACACUAUGGAGCAAUACGAAGAGGAAAUCGAGAGGCUUCAGCAAGAAAACGCCAGUCUCCGACAGAGGUUAAAUUUGAAUCCAGGAGGAACCGAAGAUCUAGCAGGAGAUUUUUCCUAGUCAAGGCUAGGCUGUCACUUGAUUUCUUCCUUUAGAGUGGAUAGAUAACUUCGCAUUGAGACGGAGUGGUGUAUUCGUGUUCUAGGGUCUUUGACCCGUACUACUCCCCGAUCUGUCAAAUUUGAAAAUAAAA